Anopheles bellator is the source of this 1635-nucleotide messenger RNA. RefSeq names its product small ribosomal subunit protein mS33 (gene mRpS33). The record is from RefSeq and is a predicted model, not a curated record. Gene Ontology annotation, cellular component: mitochondrion. The transcript has a single exon. The coding region runs from base 1208 to 1543 and encodes 111 amino acids. NCBI's taxonomy places the organism in Eukaryota, Metazoa, Arthropoda, Insecta, Diptera, Culicidae.
UAUACGACCUGUUGAAGGGCACGAUCUGGAUCAUCUGCAGUUACACUCUGCUGUACGUGGACACCAACAUGCUGUACCAUAUGAUUAAGAGCCAGUCGAUCAUUAAGCUGUACAUUUUCUACAACAUGCUUGAGGUCGGCGAUCGGUUGCUUUCUGCCUGCCCACCGGCAGGCGGCAGGCGGCAGGCGCCUGCCAGUGGGCAAGCGCCUGCCAGUGGGCAGGCGGCAGGCGGCAGGCGCCUGCCAGUGGCCAGACCUUUUCUGAUGCAAUUACGAUUUUUGAGCUGGUUUCUGCCUUAAUCGUUGUCUCAGUUUGCUCCAAACCACUGUUUUCCUUAUCUUUCUUUUUUGUUUUUUACGUUUCUCCUUCACCAUAUCAUUGGCUUCUGGUACAUUUCCUACGUUAUUGACGUCUUCCUUUUCUUCUACGGUUUCAGUAUGAUCCAAAAUAUUGUCUUCAGGCUGAUGGUUUCGUUGUUUUCGAUUCUCCUUCUUACAAGGGGUGCGUUUUUAAGAUCAAUCGGUGUGACUACCGCGAACUGAUCGGCAUGGUGGCCGACGAGCUGGAGCAAGCGCAUGAAUCAAUUUGUGAACCAAUUUCAAACAAGUGCCAGUUAGUCGGUUGGACAUGUUGGAAUCAGCCAUGGAAGCAACACUGUGUUGGUUUGCCUUAGCAUUGUGCUUUUCGGUUAAAAAGCGAAAAAAGAACGUGCGAAGAAGUUACAGUGUCGAGGAAAUGGCUUUUAAAUGGCAUCGUAUGCCUCCGCCUUUUUAUUGCGAUCACUAUAUAUUUUAUUUUUUAGUUGCCAAAGACGUGGCAGACUUUCGUAAAUUUUUAUAAAUUCAGUUAAACACUUUCGCGAACGUUGACGAAGCGUCCAAAAUAUAAAUAAGAGGCCAAAACAAAACAUCUACAAGUCUACCGACAAACUGGCACUUGUUUGAAGUUUGUUCAGAUUUGUAGAUCUGUGUCAGUGGCAUUAAUGACGUCUCCAAAGACGUCACUUACGCAGAUAUCGUUAUCGUUAUCGUAGCGUGUAGACCGGUCAUAAGUUUAGUUGAAAUCUUUUCACGUGAAACGUCAGAUCGAAACUCUCCACACAUUGGAGAGUCGCUUGGCAGUCACAUUUUGUCAACAAACCCACCAAGUUACACAAUAAAAUCAAGUAUCGUGAGUAAACCGGCUAUUCGGCGUUUGGUGGAUAGCAAUGUACAAAUACAAGGACCUCGCGAAACUUGGGACCACUUACUCGCGACGCAUGAAUUACUUAUCGAACCGGAUAUUCGGUGAGGUCGCGAGGCCAACGAAUUCACAGUCGAUGAAAGUGGUAAAGAUGUUCAGCGAAGAGCCGAUUCACCAGCGGGAUUACGUCGUCAACUGGUACCCGCGGCAUGUUGAAACCCAUCUGCUGGCGAUGAAGUUGCGCGAGUACGGUCUAUUCCGGGACGAGCAUCAGGACUUCAAGGAAGAGAUGAAACGGUUACGGGCCCUGCGUGGAAAGGCACCGCCGAAGAAGGGUGAAGGCAAGCGUGCGAAGAAGUAAUGGCCAUACAAUGUGUUGCCUUGUUUAGGGGUUAACUUUAUGCGUGGUGUAAUCAAUAAACAGUGGACACACAUAAACGUCUGUUACACAUC